UACUUAUUCAACUCGCCUCCCGUCCAUUUGCGCCUUGAAUCUGAUCGCAUCGCAUCACAUCGUAUCGCGGUGGUGCCUGAUUACGCUUCGACAAUUAUAUCCUCUUUUCUUUCUUUCUUGGGAAAGAGAGGGAAGAAAGAGAAUGAACAGCACUGAUCCAGAUCACUUUCUCCAUUGGACUGUUGAUCAUCAAAGAUCAAGCAUAGAAGAAGAAGAAGCUAUACUACCAUAAAUUUGCAUCCGAUACUGUUGGUGUUUGUUAUUGUUUGACUACUACUAUUCCGACCAUUACGACUACGACUACACCUAUUACAACGCUAUUGCUAGUUACAGCUUGGUCGUUCCUUCCCCUUCCCUUCCCUCCAUCCUUCCCAAAAUGACGGCCCCUCCCCAAAUUCCGCCGAUCGCACCUUCGUACCUCAAUCCCUCGACAUCAUCGUCCUCUUCUUUCCUCCAAUCUUUCAUGGCACCCUUCAACCACAACCCCAAUGGCCAACCGUCCCAGCUUCGCAGGGCGUCAACAAGCCCGACCAAUGAGAACAAUGUCAGAGAUCUACUGUUCAUCACUACCACCAAUCCGGAUGGCUUCAAGUCGAGAACUAAUAUGACCAAAAUCCGGAAAAAGGCCAUGGGAAGCUUCCUCGAGAAUGAGAAGAAACAAGCCGGCCCCUCGUCCAUGCGCGGCGGGAAGCGCGCCCGACUGCAGAGUGAGGAUUCCAAUGCGUCUCGCAGUAGUGCUGCCAGCACUAUCAGCGACCCGGAGGCCCCCGAUCGCGAGAUCAUGCCGAAUGAUGAAGCUAUUAAGAUCUAUCGGAAAGAUAAAAGGAGUCCUCGGCAGCGGUUCUCGGAUCGCAACAGCAACAUCAGCAGCAGCAACAACAGCAACAAUGGCGACUCGCCCGUAUCGACUGGCAGCCAGGCGAACCAGAAGGUAGCCAUCGUGAGCUUGAGAUCGAAUUCGAAACCACAGCCAUGGAUAGAAAUCGUCAUGGUACAGCCUUCGCGAAAAGGUCCAUUGAUCUACGAUGAGACAGCCCCGCGACCAUUUGAAUCCCUUGCCGAACCCCUCGGCACACCGCUGGACCCUUUCGAUACCAUGUUCAACCCUCCAUCCCCCUAUAUAUCCAUACAACAUCUUAAAUGGCAUUGUUCUCAAGCCUUUGGCUCGAAAGCAAUGGGCCAGCAUUGGAUUCCAACGCUGGUCGACUCUCCGCAUGCCUUUCUCAGUACCAUCAGCAUAGCAUCCGCUCAUAAAGAUGCUCUCGAUAUGAUACAAGGAGACAGCAUGCAGACUGUCGCUCUGCGACUGGAGCUUAUGCACCUCAUCGAGCAACAAUUGAUUCAAGGAAAGAUCGACGACCACAACAUCAUCGCCGUGACACAAUUAAUUGCAAGUGAGAUCAUAUCGGGAGACGAGAGCGUGGUUCAAUCUCACGAGAAGGGUCUCACCACCAUGGUCGAACUAAGAGGUGGACUAGAAAAUCUCGGUCUCACCGGACGAGUGGCUUCGACAUUGUCGUGGGUCUGUCUCGAAUCUGCUGUGCUUCGCGAAGCCCAACCGGACCGCCAAUACUGGGACUUCCGCCUGGCCAACACUAUCCACACAUACCCGACCUCCGCAAUCAUUCCUGAGUCACCCCUCUUCCGACCACGCAGCGAUUUUUACACCAUCAAGCGUUCACGCCGGUCUUCUCAACGCACAAUGAAACUACUUAAAGACAUGCGCAGUAUGCUCGACCGCUUCGCUCUACGAAAAGAGCAGAACUCUCAGGAUUCCGUUCUCAGGAGUCUCCAUAAAGCUAUCACCACUGAUUACCCACCUGCGCGUGAUCCUCAGGCGCAGAACAACGUCCUCACCUAUAGCGAUUGGACCUAUGAAGCAAUCCGUUUGACAUGCAUUAUUCAGGCCGAAGCCAUCAUCAACCGCAUUCCGCAUUCCGCAGCGCUGGCUUCUGCUGGGAAGAUAGCCACAAAGCCUCGUCUGACCGUCCCCACAAAGACUUCAGGCUCCAGUGAAUCGCUAGUUUCACCAAGGAUGACUCGACACGAUUCCCCUGUGACCACCUUUUCUGCCACUUCAUCCUACGCUACAAGCCCUGCAUUCUCCCAACACUCAAACUCCUUCACGUCUGCCUCGUUCCCCGCACAAUCUCGUCCUUCGAUCGCCUCUACGACAUCAACAUCGUCCACCUCAUCCAACUUGAAUUUCCCGUGGUACUCCAUCAGUAGACCCGCUCCCCCUCCCCCACCGACAACGACUCUCCUCGAAAACAUCAAACUCGCCAUUGAAAGCUCCAACGUCUCGGAAUGCUGGUCCGACAUGGCCGGAGUCCUGUUAUGGAUCGGUCUGGUCGUUGGUGCAGCAAGCCGCUCAUCCGAGGACAGGCCUCUGAAGAAGUGGUUUCAGGCAUUGGCGGUUCGUUGCUCGAUAUUCCUCUGCUUCGAGUUCCCCGAGCCUGUCCACGCGAGUCUGGUUAGGAUGGCGGAAAUUGAGGAGGCGCUUGGCUUCCUGGAACAGAGAAUCGGGAAUGUCGCCCCUAUGAGGGUGGCACCUGGAAAGAGAAAGAUGUGACUGACACUGCCUUGAUCUUUUCGGUAUUUUUCGGUAUUCCCUUCGUUGUGAUCAUUUGAGCGAGCAUUUUGAGUGAUAUUUACGGGUGACAUUUAUCUUUGACUUUCUUUCAGGGCUCGAAAAUGAUUUAGGUUUCGAACAUCAUUUUCAAGUGACUUUAUCACGCAACGCGUGGUCUUUCUUCUUUCGCUAUUGUCCCUGUAUUUGUACAUUCUUCGUGAUACCUCAUUCUCCUUUUUCUUCAGUCGCUUCUACUGAGUACUCUGGCCCAAGGACUUUGACUUGGCAUGUGUUUGACUUUUCUCUCGCUUCAAGUUCUUUCUAGGGUGGCCACUUAUUGCAAACGCCA
Molecule: messenger RNA, 2921 nt
Organism: Aaosphaeria arxii CBS 175.79
Lineage: Eukaryota; Fungi; Ascomycota; Dothideomycetes; Pleosporales
Exons: 3
Coding region: 377-2572 (731 amino acids)
Source: RefSeq, a predicted model, not a curated record